Messenger RNA from Setaria italica (foxtail millet), 1692 nucleotides. RefSeq names its product pentatricopeptide repeat-containing protein At3g13160, mitochondrial. The transcript has a single exon. NCBI's taxonomy places the organism in Eukaryota, Viridiplantae, Streptophyta, Magnoliopsida, Poales, Poaceae. Gene Ontology annotation, cellular component: chloroplast. Gene Ontology annotation, molecular function: protein binding. The record is from RefSeq and is a predicted model, not a curated record. Bases 81 to 1478 code for a protein of 465 amino acids.
GCAAACACCUCCGCCGCCGGUCUCACACAGUCGUCUCCACGCAAAGUCGCAAACCCCACCAGCGCCGCCGUCGCGCCGCCAUGGCCUCCCCCGCCGCCGCCUCCCGCGCGCCCCGGCUCUCCAGCAUCUUCUCCUCGACCACACCACGCGCCCAAACACCCAAGCCUGCGCCCGCUCCUGCGCCUGCGCCUGCACCUGCACCGGCCCCGAAAGUGGCCGCCGGCGAGGCGGAGGCGAAACCCAACGCGGGCCGCAGCCACGAGAAGUCCCUCGGCAGAAUCGUGAAGGCCAUCUUCCAGGAGCGCGAUCCGGAAAAGCUGGUAUCCAAGUUCAUCGCCGCAUCGGCCGCGUCCCAGCGCUUCCGCGAGAAGCACCGCGUGUACGAGGUGGCCGUGGCCCGCCUCACAUCCUUUGGCCGCCACGACGCCGUCGCGGCAAUCCUCGACUCGCAGAAGCCCUUCCUCGAGGCCUCCACCGAGGGCUUCGCCACGCGCCUCGUCCGCCUCUACGGCCGCGCAUCCAUGCCGUCCCACGCCGCCACGACCUUCCUCGACCUUCCCCCGAAGCACAAGUCUGUCAUGACCUUCAACGCCCUCCUCUCUGCCUACGUCAACGCCCGCGACUUCGACGCGCUCGCCACGGCGUUCCAGCAGAUCCCGGCCUCACACCCAACCAUUGUCCCCAGUGUAUACUCCUACAACAUACUCAUCAACGCGUUGUGCCAGAAGCCGGACCUCUCUGCCGCCCUCGACGUCAUCCCGCUCAUGGAGAAGUGCGGUCUUACACCCAAUGAGAUAUCUUUCAACACUCUGCUCAAUGGAUUCUACAACAACGGUUGCUUUGAUGAUGCCAAGAAAGUCUGGGAGAUGAUGAAGGAGAGGAAUGUUGAGCCGGAUGCAAAGAGCUACAAUGCGAAGCUGCGAGGUUUGGUUUCCAAAGGGAGUACUGAGGAUGCAAUUGCUUUGAUUGAGAGGAUGCAGAAGGAUGGGCCAAAACCUGAUACAGUGUCUUACAAUGAACUGAUUCGAGGGUAUUGCAAGGAAGGGAGAUUGGAUGAGGCCAAGAAGGUAUAUGAUGAUCUGGUAAAGAAUGAAUGUGCACCAAAUAGUGGCACAUUUCAUACCCUUGUGCCACAUUUUCUUGAGGCUGGGGAUCUUGAUCUUGCUCUAAAGUGCUGUCAUGAGAUCUUUAGUGGGAAGUGCAGAGUGCAAUCCUCGUUGCUCCAGAGCGUUGUGACUGCGCUGGUUGCUGCAUCAAGGGUGGAGGAAGCUAAGAGGAUUGUUGAGCUUGGGAGGAAGAACUACUAUCCUCGGAAGGGUUUGAGAAUGUCGCCACGCACUGGAGACAACAUGGGUUUGAAGAUGCCACCACCUACUGGAGAAGACAUUGAUGCAGAAGCCAAAACUGAUUUGGAAGAUUCUGCACCGGAUGAAGAGGGUGAGGGGUGUGAGGAGGGAGAGGAUUCUAAAAAUGCUUGAUGAGGAUUGUAGGUUAGGCAUUGACGUGUCAUGGUGAUGUAAACUAAAGUUGCACUACUGUUUCGCUGCCCCAAUACAUCAGAAUUGCAUGUAUAAUUGCUAUCCUCUAGUACUUCAAUAAGAAAUGGUUUAUUGCUUCUCUGCUGUAAUUGAUUUGUAAGAAAACAGCUACUCAUUUUAUAUAAUAUUUAUAUGAAGACCUUCUUCCCUAGAA